Rhodotorula toruloides NP11 is the source of this 927-nucleotide messenger RNA. Its product is annotated as phosphoadenosine phosphosulfate reductase. The transcript has 2 exons. Gene Ontology annotation, molecular function: phosphoadenylyl-sulfate reductase (thioredoxin) activity. The coding region runs from base 1 to 927 and encodes 308 amino acids. NCBI's taxonomy places the organism in Eukaryota, Fungi, Basidiomycota, Microbotryomycetes, Sporidiobolales, Sporidiobolaceae. Gene Ontology annotation, cellular component: cytoplasm. The record is from RefSeq and is a predicted model, not a curated record.
AUGUCGUCCUCACCCGUCGCAUCGACGUCGAGCAUACCCUUCGACCCGAGCAGGCUCGACGAGAUCAACGCCUCGCUCGCCGACGCCUCGCCGCAGGACAUCCUGACCUACGCGAUCGACCACAUCCCCGGCCUCUUCCAGACGACCGCGUUCGGCUUGACCGGCCUCGCAGCGACAGACAUGAUCAGCCGCAUCUCUCGCAAACGCAAGCAACCUCACGCCGUUCCGCUCAUCUUCCUCGACACGCUCUACCACUUCCCCGAGACGCUCGACCUCGCCCGCCGCGUCGAGUCCAAGUACCACCUCGAACUGCAGACGUUCCGUCCGCCCGGGGUCGAGACAGCGGACGAGUUUGAGGAGAAGUACGGCGAAAAGUUGUGGAAGACGGACGAGGACACGUACGAUUACCUCGUCAAGGUCGAGCCUGCGCGGCGGGCGUACGACACCCUCGGCGUCAAGGCGGUCAUCACCGGUCGACGGCGUUCUCAGGGCGCAGACCGCGCGACGUUGGAGCCGAUCGAAGUCGACUCGACUGGGUUGGUCAAGGUGAACCCGUUGUGCCGGUGGGGGUUCCAGGAAGUCAAGGACUAUAUCGACAUGGCGGGCGUGCCGUACAACCCGCUCCUCGACCAGGGGUACAAGAGCGUCGGCGACUGGCACUCGACUGUCAAGCCCAAGGACGGAGAGGGCGAGCGGUCGGGCCGUUGGGCGUCCAACAAGACCAAGACCGAGUGCGGCUUGCACAAGGACUACUUCGCGAUGAAGCGCGCCUUCGAGAAGAAGCAACUCGAGCAAGCCCGCGCAGCAGCCGACAAAGCCCGCGGCGACGAACAAGUCGGCGAGUCGUCGGUCGACUUGUCGCAGGAAACGGACGCGACGUCGCAGGACUUGGGCGCGUCGUUCAGUGACCUCAAGCUCGGGGCUUGA